AUGGUUAUCCCUGAGCCGGAGAAUCGAACAGAGUCAGAUUCUCAAAGCCCCGAGUCAUCGGAAAAUCCUUCCCAUUCCGAUCCGCAGAAGAAAACCAGGGAUUUACCCAACUUGACCGAAUGUCACGCGUGUGGCUUCAAGGUUGACAUGUGCACCGGUAAGAACAAGCUCCGACCCCUUUAUAGCGAAUGGCGUAUUGUUCUUCUUUGCAACAAGUGUUUUUCUUGUGUCCAAUCUUCCCAAAUUUGUUCCUAUUGCUUUUCCGCAUCUUCUUCAGAUUCUUUUCGUUGCACUCUAUGUCAGCAUUCUGUUCACAAAAAUUGUUUCUUUAAGUUCAGAGAUGUUGCUCCUUGGUCUUAUUCUUGUUUGGGUUCUGAGUUUUCUGUAUGUGUGGAUUGCUGGGUUCCUAAACAUGUGGAAAUUUCUCGGAGAAGAAGUAUGAGAAGUUUAAGAAAAUUAAAGAGUGGUGUGAUUUUGAAAAAGGGUAGGGUUGACUUAGAGAAAGAGGGUUCUAGGGUUUUGAAGGGUGAAAAGUUUAUCAGAUCUAUGGAUGAUGUGGUUAAAGACGGUAACUGUAAGAUGAAGAGCAAGAUUGAAGCGGUUGCUAGGACUCGAGAUGUGGCAGCGAAGGGAGCUGUGGUGUCUAAAAGGGCUGUUGAGCUGGGGAAUAGGGAAGAGAGUACUCUGAAUCUGCCUCCCAAAAUGGAUUCGGUUAAAUUUGUUGGCGGCUCGUAUUUGACUUUUGACUUGCGUUUGAAUAGCUCGCCGAGGGUUUCAAAGAGUCGUUGUUUGUUGAGUACCAGUUACUUGGAUGCUCCAAAGAAGUGGAUUUCUAGUGUCAAUUCAUCAAGGAAUGCUAGUGGUUCUGAUAAUAUGUUGGAUAGUGAUUCUUCAACUGAUCUGAGUUGUCCCUGCAUGGGAGGGAGUGACAUGAUAGCUUUCCCUAAAGGUGCUGAAUGCACAGCUGCAUUUGGUGUUGAAGAGAUUGGGGAAGAGGCAUUGAAGGAAGGGGAGGGAAGUUGUUCUGACAGGCUAAUAAACUUAAGCCGAGAAGAUUGUGGAUUGGAACAUGAUCGCAAGCAAGCUGAUGCUGCACCUCAUCGGGAAGAGCGGAAAGAUCGUUAUUUCUUGAAGUAUUGUAGGAGGAAGUCAGAUCGUUAUCAAUUGAAGUAUAGUAGGAGGUCAAAUCGUUAUUUCUUGAAGUAUAGUAGGAGGAAACCAGAUCGUUAUACCUUGAAGUAUAGUAGGAGAAAUUGUUUAAAACCAACUCUUAAUAGCCUUGAGAAUCAAGAUUUGACUGUGUAG
This is a messenger RNA of Vicia faba (fava bean), 1305 nucleotides long. The record is from the annotation of a GenBank genome assembly. NCBI's taxonomy places the organism in Eukaryota, Viridiplantae, Streptophyta, Magnoliopsida, Fabales, Fabaceae.